AUGUUGAAGAAGGAAAUGAAACAAGAUGAAUACCGAGAAGAGGAUGAUAACUGUAAAGAUGAAGAAUAUGAUGAAUAUGGAGAAUAUGAAGAUGACGAGGAGGAAUAUUCAACCACAGAUGACGACAAUGAAGAAGAAGACGAAGAGGAACAUUCAUCCUCGAAUCAUCCCACUUCACAAAAGUUUGCCAUUCCAUCUCUGUUUAGUCUUGUAAGAGGAAAAAACAAGAGUAGUAACAAUACUACUUCUCAAACCACUUCUCAUACGAAUCAACUUGAUCAAUCAAGUGCAUCACACUCAAAAAAGAAUGACAAUAACAAUUCUAAGGGAGCAAUGUCAAAUUUGACAAGUAAUAACCUCACAAACAGCAAUAAGGAAAUUCAUCCAUCCACUACUACUGCUGCUGCCAUUGUCAACAAUCAUGCAAGCGCUUCUGUUCGGUCCAACACUGCUCCUUCUACCUCAAAACUUGAUGAACAUUCGGAAAUUUCAAACACUUCAAAAUCGUCAAACUUGGCUACAAAUAACAAUGUUACAACCAAUCUACCACCAUCAUCUUCACAACUACCAACAAUUUUACGAACUUCAAUGAUACCAGUUUCUUCAACACAACAGCAGAAUGUGGCUCAGAAUACAGCAGCCUCUGAACCACAGCAACAACCACAGCACCAUACACCAGCUGCACACCCUUCUGAACCUCAAAAAACCAUGUUUCAAGAAAACAUUUCACAAUUUCGUCGUUCCACCAAUCACUCUUCAAGUUACAGUACCACUUCCUCACUUUCCAGUAUUGACGACUAUGUCAUUAAUUCCAUGGUUGGAACCAAUCAUUCGAACAGAAAUGUCUUGAAACAAGCAGCAAAAACUAUACCACAGAAAGGAAAUACACCAUCCCCAUUGUUUGUUUCGAAUCUUUCAUCAAGUUAUGAGUAUUCAAUGAAAUUGAUGGAAUUGGAAAGACAACAAUCGAAUAAUCCAAUUAAGAGAAUUAUGAAUAUGAAAUAUGGAGAAUAUUCUUUGAGUGAUGACGAAGAUGAAGAGACUAGUGACGAAGAUUCAAUAUAUGGAAAAGGUCAUGGCGUGUCAGCAGCAGAUGAUAAAGUGUAUCGUGUAGCUGAGAGUCAUCAAUCAAGAUACAUUCCAAGUGAUGAUGAAUCAUUGAUGUUUGAUGAAGAAGCUGACGAUGAUGAUUUUGAUUUUUAA
Messenger RNA from Naegleria lovaniensis, 1203 nucleotides. RefSeq lists its product as uncharacterized. Bases 1 to 1203 code for a protein of 400 amino acids. NCBI's taxonomy places the organism in Eukaryota, Heterolobosea, Eutetramitea, Acrasida, Naegleriidae. The transcript has a single exon. The record is from RefSeq and is a predicted model, not a curated record.